Messenger RNA from Hydatigera taeniaeformis, 1095 nucleotides. Lineage: Eukaryota; Metazoa; Platyhelminthes; Cestoda; Cyclophyllidea; Taeniidae. The record is from the annotation of a GenBank genome assembly.
AUGUCUGCACUUUACGGCACCGCUUCAUACAGAUAUUUUAGAGAUAGACCUGAGUGGGCUGACGUUACUCCACUUAAGCAGGAUGAGAGUCCCCGAGGUGUGGUCCGGAUAGCAUACUCUGAUGCAUUCGUUGACGUACAUGACUACGUCCGUGCUGUCAUGGCAGUCGAUGAACGUUCACCAAGAGUAUUGGAAUUAACAGCCGAAGCUCUUAGAAUGAAUGCCGCCAAUUAUUCUAUUUGGGCCUAUCGUCGCAACGUUCUUGUAACGCUAAACUCUAACCUUGCAAACGAACACACGUUUACUAAAUUCCUUCUUUAUGACCAUCCGAAAAAUUACCAAUUAUGGUAUCAUCUUCAGUGGCUAAUGGAGCAAGCUGUUAAAGAAGAUGGGAGUAAUGACCCCAAAACCGUCCUUGAUCGGCCAGAUUCGGAUCUUUACGAUAAACUGAUGACGGAGUUUGAGCUUCUCCGUGGGAUUCUGGAUGAUGAUGCCAAGAACUAUCAUGCUUGGCAAUAUCGUCGUUGGCUAGCUGACUUCUUUAAAGUACCAGUUAAAAGCGAACUGAAAUUUUGUGAACACAUGAUAUUUGAGGAUCCAUUGAAUAAUUCGGCCUGGAAUCACCGCUUUUAUACAGUAAUUGAGGAGGGUCUUGAUGAAACAGUCUUCGAUAGGGAGAUGAACUAUGCUGUUACCCAAUUGAAGUCAAUGCCACACAAUGAGUGUGCCUGCAACUACUUAUUGGGCUUGAUAUCCCCACUUCCUCCAAAUAUUUCCACAAAAGAUGAGAAACUGGUUCAUAAGCGUCUCCUACUGGUUCGUGAUGCCAUCGAAGAUCUAACUGAAAAUGAUCGUGAUGGGGCAGGUGACAGUCCCUCAGUGCUCGCUCUCCUUGUUGACUUGUUUCACACUUCUCUACAGCAUCGACUUCUGAAGCCUACACCCUCUGAGGAAAGCGUAGAAACCCUCAACGAGAUUGCAAAUAGCGCUAAGAGCAUUUGUGAUCGCCUUGCCCUGGAGCUAGAUCGAGUGCGCGCAAACUACUGGCAAUAUCGACGCAAACAGAUUGAGGAGACAAUAAAGAAAUUAACUUGA